Molecule: messenger RNA, 780 nt
Organism: Drosophila montana
Lineage: Eukaryota; Metazoa; Arthropoda; Insecta; Diptera; Drosophilidae
Exons: 3
Coding region: 1-780 (259 amino acids)
Source: RefSeq, a predicted model, not a curated record
AUGUACGGGCAGACGAAAAAGCAGCCGCUGCUGCUCUUCAUCAGCUUUGGCUGCAUUGCGGCCACUUUUGGCCAGAGAUUGCCUGUGCCCACAGAGCAGCUGCUGGCGCCCGGCCUGCCCUUCGCAGAGAGCUUCGAGAUCUUCGACGGCAAUGUUGCUGCUGCUGCUGGUGCUGCUGCUGGCGCGGACGACGACGACAAUACACGGGAACAGCUAAGGCAAGUGCUCGGGCAACAGUUGACCGGCGCUGUGGCACCGUUGACAGCGACGCCGUUGGCCGUCCUAAGUCGCCGCCAGCCGGCCAUUGUGGCGCCCAGAUCGGGCGCACAGGCUGCACAGCGCUUUGCCGACUCUGGUGACGAGGAAGAGUCCAGCGAGGAGGACAGCGAUGAGACAGAAAACGAAUCGGACACCGACACGGACACGGAUACGGAAACGGACACCGACGCGGCACAGGAGCCGCAGCAGGAAUACAAUCCGUAUCGUGACAAUUUUAACGACCGCAACGAGGACGGCAGCUACGUAUUUGGCUACGCGCUGCCAAACGGCGUGCGCCGCUGGGAGCGUGGCUUCUAUUCGAAGCAGCAGCAGCAUGGUCUGGUGGUCGAAGGCUUCUAUGUCCAGCCUCGUAAUUACGGUCAUACAACUCAAUAUGAGCUGCGCUGCUAUCGCGCCGAUGCACAUGGCUAUCAUCCGCUGGCAGUGGAGUACUUGACGCAGCCGCCUCGUGUGCGCCGUGAUGAGUUGCCAAAUGUGCGCUGUUUGAAAUUUAAUCGAUAG